Molecule: messenger RNA, 879 nt
Organism: Acaulospora morrowiae
Lineage: Eukaryota; Fungi; Glomeromycota; Glomeromycetes; Diversisporales; Acaulosporaceae
Source: the annotation of a GenBank genome assembly
AUGUCACAUUUAAGCAAUGGCAAUCUUUCAUGGUGGAAUCCGAACGAAGAAGUUGAAUCCAAAACUGGAAUUUUCAGUGAACCGGUCGUUAUAUUCCAUAAUGCCCCCGAGAUUACCGAUCUUUCAACUUUAAUAGGUGUCCCUCAGACUUUUAUUGGGAAUCAACUUUCAACGUUUGGCUUUGUUGAUGAAUCGAUCUCAGCAUCGCCCAUCUCCCCUUUCCAGCAAUCAGCAUAUCCAGCGACGUUUCCGCAAUUUUCGUGCAAUCUGGAGUCCUCGAUCUUGGAAUCACCUCAAUCCAUCACACAUCUAAACUUCACUGAUCAGUUCAAAGGGGAGUGCGUGGAUUAUCCUACUUUCCAAUCACCAAAGUUAAAACGUCCGAUUCUUCCUCAUCUUACUCUCAUCCAACCAGACAGGAGGCAAUUUGUUACUAUGAAUUUAUCUGAAAACGUGACGAAUGAACAAGCUUCUUCUGUUGAUAUUUCUAUUCACGAAGAUGAAAAUAGUUCAUCGCAGAACUCAUCACCAUCAAGCGCGUCCGAUCCCAGCGAUGGAGACAACAUCACUCCGUCCACAUCAGCGGACAUGUUUAAACAAGCACAUCCCUCAGUCACAAAGUCAAUUGGCCGUCCCAAACGUCGACAAUCCUUAGAGGAAAAGGAGCAAAGGGAUCGAAGGCGACGUGAAAAAAAUCGACAGGCUGCUCGUCGUUCUCGAACCAGAAAAAGGGUUCAACGAGAACAACUAGAGAAUCAAAUAUACGAGUUAGAAGUCGCAUACGAAAUUCUUAAAAAUACUGUGAAAGAAAAGGAUGAAGUUAUUCGAAAGUUGGAAAUAGAGAACAAAAGCCUGAGAAAGUUGGAUGAGUUAAAAUAG